Messenger RNA from Cannabis sativa, 650 nucleotides. Its product is annotated as cytochrome c oxidase copper chaperone 2. NCBI's taxonomy places the organism in Eukaryota, Viridiplantae, Streptophyta, Magnoliopsida, Rosales, Cannabaceae. The coding region runs from base 187 to 429 and encodes 80 amino acids. The transcript has 2 exons. The record is from RefSeq and is a predicted model, not a curated record. Gene Ontology annotation, molecular function: copper chaperone activity; copper ion binding. Gene Ontology annotation, cellular component: mitochondrial intermembrane space.
AAAAAGUAUUGGUCCAAAUAAAAACGACACGGGAAAGGAAAGGCUUAAAGGCGGUAUGUUUUGAACCGAAAGAGCUUGAGAGGACUUCGAUUUGUCUACGUAGCACACCGGAACCUCUGUGUCUGUCUCCUCAAAGCAGCGUCCCUUGAACCAGUUCAAUUUCAUUUCCUCCAAGUUUAUUCUGAAAUGGGUGGGUUACCAACAGACGAUACUUCGUCUACUUUAGCUUUGGCAAGUUCCCAGCAAAAACAUGAAACACCUAUCAAUAAGCCUGCACCUGAAACAAAGCCGAAGAAGAAAAUUUGCUGUGCCUGCCCAGAUACCAAGAGGCUGAGAGAUGAAUGUAUUGUGGAACAUGGGGAAGACGCUUGUACAAAAUGGAUCGAGGCUCAUCGUAUGUGUCUCCGAGCUGAAGGCUUUAAUGUUUAGUGCUAAUGCUAUAAAAGAUGGUUAAGUGACAAUAAAAAUGAUUUUGACAAUUAUCGAAUACAAACUUUUUGUUUUAGGAUACAACAUACGAGAUGAUAUCUCAAAAUUCCAGAAUAAUGUAAGGAAGGACACAUUCGUUUCUUGCCUGUUUUUCUAUCAUAUUGGAUAAUUUUAGUGAGCAUUUGUUGAAAUGUCAAAUGGAUGAUCCCAUUUGUUUAGCA